This is a messenger RNA of Bacillus rossius redtenbacheri, 1890 nucleotides long. RefSeq names its product rhomboid-related protein 4-like. The coding region runs from base 294 to 1055 and encodes 253 amino acids. The record is from RefSeq and is a predicted model, not a curated record. NCBI's taxonomy places the organism in Eukaryota, Metazoa, Arthropoda, Insecta, Phasmatodea, Bacillidae. Gene Ontology annotation, cellular component: membrane. The transcript has 3 exons. Gene Ontology annotation, molecular function: serine-type endopeptidase activity.
GUUAACCAUUCAGGCUUCAUCGGUAUGUUCCUCAACCUUUUAACAUUGUAGAUUGUAGGCUUCGCUUUCACGAUGGGCGGCCGCGAAUGAAGAUUAUUAGCCAUAUCUGUAUAUAUUCCCGUGCUCUUGACUAAUAAAAUCAGACUAUUACACAGCUGUUUAUGAUUGUAUAGCACGUGGUAGGGGGAGACAUGAGAUUUGACAGUCAUGCGGUUUACAUAAUUAUUUAGCUUGGCUGUGUCGAGUAUUUACGUGAUAAGUUAGAAAUAGUUGGGCUAUCAUACAAUUUUAUAAUGCCAAGAAAUAGAAAUCGGCGUGGUCUAGAGCUUGGCGUUAUGUUGCUGAUGUGGGAUUUGAUGAAUGUCGGUCUGACGCAUAUUCCGCCGGUGACUUUGUUCACAAUAUUUGGUCAGGCACUCCUGUAUGCGGGAAUAAUCAAUCCACCAUGGUCCAAGCUGGACGUGUGCAUCAGCGCACGUUCCGUAAUGAAGGGGAAGGACUACAGGCGGCUUUUCCUGUCAGCCUUGGAACAUGGAGACGACAUGCAUCUCUACUACAACAUGAUCUCGUUCUUGAUGAAGGGCCGCUCUCUGGAGAGACGCUACGGAUCACCCAACUUUGCCUUCUUGCUGAUCGUUCUGUCCCUCCUCACGAGCGUUACGUACGUGGCGCUGGGCGUUUUGGGAGAGCUGGUGUUCGAUGACUCAUACUACGCGACAGUCUGUGCCAUUGGCUUUUCUGGUGUGAUAUUUGCGCUGAAAGUGGUGACGAGUGCCGAGGAAGCUCCCGGGAUGACCAUGGUCGGGGGCGUGAUGCUGCCGCUGAAGUACGCCACGUGGGCGGAGCUGGUCCUCAUACACCUGCUGGUGCCACGCUCGUCCUUCAUGGGCCACCUGGCCGGCAUACUGGCCGGACUGGCCUACGCCAAGACCCCGCUGGGAGCGCUCACCGACUCCGCCAUAACAGCGAUAACAGGUGACGCACCUCCAAGUGCAGGGUCGGUGAAACCCAACCCACCCUGGUUUUUGGACGUAACCGUUUCUUCUCCCAAAUAGUCUGCAUUUUGGUGGGUUUCCUGAAAAAAUAUUUUUUUCUCUAAACAAUAUACUUGUUAAUAAUCAGCCUAUCAAAAACCUUCUAUUAUUUGUAUGAAUUGAUAAGGGGUUAAUUGUAACAUUUCUAACAAAAAGUAUCUUCUAAUGGUGGUUUAAUAAAGUUUUUUACUCCAUUUUGUGGCAAAUUUAUUUGUUGAUAGGCAUUUGACAAUAUAAUUAUGAAAACCAAACACAGUAUUGUUAAAUAAUUAAUAAAACAAACAGAAUUUCUUGUAGUCAACUAGACUAUUAAUUGGAAGUGUCCAUUUUGUUAGUUUAAUAAAAAAAUUUGAGCUGUCAAAGUGAAAAUGGAAGCAUGCCAGAAAUUUUCAAAUUUUUUUAUUGGAUGCAUGGAUUUUUAUGAUUAUUUAUUUUUUAAUUACAUGCAAUAUUUUUUAUUUUGAAAACUAAUUGCAAACUUAUUGGUGGUCUAUAUUUCUUAAUUUGGCUUGCCAAUAAAGCUUAAAUAGACUCUCAAUUCAUGAAAAAGUAAUGAUAAAGUUUCCAUUUACAAUUGAAACAAUAUUCAACAGGCUGUAAUACCAUAAAAAUGUGUCUAAUUUUGUACUAAAACUUACGGUAGAUUGUAACAGAACACAUGUUGUUUCAGGGGAUUUUAUGCAUCACUCCCACUACUUCUGAGGUGUGCACAGAUUUUGUGCAGGUGGAGUACUUAAGACUGAGAGCAUAAUGUUGCCGAAGAGAUUUGUGAUGAAAUAAGACUGAGAGCAUACCAUUUAUGAAGAGUUAUUAUGCUCAAAAUUUAAAAUAUAAUUAUUAAUUUUUGUAUGUUUUA